Molecule: messenger RNA, 2272 nt
Organism: Pimephales promelas (fathead minnow)
Lineage: Eukaryota; Metazoa; Chordata; Actinopteri; Cypriniformes; Leuciscidae
Gene: gal3st1b
Product: galactose-3-O-sulfotransferase 1b
Biological process (GO): galactosylceramide biosynthetic process; myelination
Cellular component (GO): membrane
Molecular function (GO): galactosylceramide sulfotransferase activity
Source: RefSeq, a predicted model, not a curated record
ACAAUGCAUAUUCUAACAAAUGUAGGUAGACAGGUUAACAAAGUGCCUCUCGUUUGCAAACAAAAUCAAAACAAGUUAUUUACAAGGAGUAAAGAUCUGAUAUCAUAGUUGCAUAAACACGGAAACCGUCUUAAAAACUAGUCUGACCAACUAGCAAUCAGUGAGGAGUGAACUUGUUUUUCGGCUCUAGUAAGACUCAGGUUUAUGCAAUUGCUCACAUGUAUAGAUAAAGUGAUCUCAUCUAUGAUUUCCUUUUAAAGAUCCAAGAGAGUUUGGAAGGAGGAUGAAGCGAGUGACACCAAAGUUGUUUUUUGGAGCUGUUGUGAUUUGCAUUAUGGGACUCUACUGUAUUAUUGCUCCAGCUUCCCUGGACACACACAGUGUACCUCUGGCCCAAUGUGCACCAAACAUUAAAGUGUGGAACAAUUCGCAAAGCUUCAGAGAAGAUGUGGCCUGUGCGCCUAAAGUGAACCUGAUGUUCCUGAAGACCCAUAAGACGGGCAGCAGCACUUUAAUGAACAUUCUCCUCCGCUUUGGAGAAAAGCAUCAGCUGAAGUUCGCCCUCCCAGACAGCCGUAAUGACUUCUCCUACCCAUCCAGCUUCUUUCGAACUCAAGUGAAGAGCUACCAGCCGGGCACGUGCUAUAACAUCGUGUGCAAUCACAUGCGCUUCAAUGCGCCCGAGGUGAAGAAGCUACUCCCGGCGGACACAGUCUUCUUCACCAUCAUACGAGAUCCCGCAGAGCUUUUUGAGUCAACGUUUCACUACUUCAAAGCUUACAUACCCCAAACAUGGAGAAUACCUGGAGAAAACCAAUUGAAAGAGUUCCUCGCCCAUCCAAACCGCUACUUCAACCCAAAGGGAAUCAACGCCUUUUACCUCAAGAACCUACAGUUUUUUGACUUUGGCUUCGAGAACGAUUUGGAUGCUGGAGAUCCAAGAGUUCAACGAGGGAUUGAGUACGUCGAAAAGCAUUUUCAGUAUGUUUUAAUACUGGAGCACUUUGAGGAGUCGCUCAUUCUGCUAAAAGAAGCUCUAUGUUGGCAAAUGGAUGACUUGUUGUUUUUUAGGAUUAAUGCUCGAAACGCCACGUCUGUAGCUCUCAUGAGCCCGGAGAUGAAGACUCAAGCUCGGCAAUGGAGCAGCGCCGACUGGCAGCUUUAUCGGCAUUUUAACGCCACUUUCUGGGCCCGUGUGGAGGCGUACGGCCGGAGCCGAAUGGAGGAGCAUGUGAAGGAGCUACGCAGGAGAAACGCAGAGAUGGAGGCCAUUUGCAUUGAUGGAGGGCGAGCCGUGGAGGCGAAGGACAUCACAGACAGACACAUGAAACCCUGGCAGCCCAUUGGAAAAGCUUCCAUAUUAGGAUUCAACCUGAGGACCGAUAUUGACCAGCAGUACCAAGAGCUCUGCCGGAAAAUGCUGACACCUGAGAUCCAGUAUCUGACUGAUUUAGGAGUCAAUCUAUGGAUCACUAGAUUAUGGGGCUGGUUUAAGGAUGGUAUUAUUCAGUUUGGGAUGAGUUCAUGAAUUCAUAUAGUUUAUGUAAUUAUUCAUUCUCACUGUUCCAUAUUUAGUAGCUAUAAGUGUUAAUUUGUUGGUCGUUUCAUUUUAAAUUAUUAUUAUUAUUAUACUAAAAAAUACAAGUAAUACUGCAUAAUUACUAGCAUCAACAGUGUCAUUAGAUUAGCUACUUAAUUCCUUUCUAAAUCGCAGUUUAACAAUACUAGGAUAGAUGUGAAACUGCUCUUUUAAUUCUUUCAAAUAAAUAAUUAAAUAUUUUAAUAACUGACCAAGUUAUUUAAAUGGAGAAGGUUACAUUAAAAACUUACGAUUUAACAUUGGACAUUACAUUUUUAUGUUAAAUCCACAAUUGUUAGAAUUGUAGUACAAUCUCUAGUAUUUAAAGUACCUUUAACCCGCGGGAAAAAAAAUCAACCCGCGGCAAAAUUUUAAAAGUAGCGAAUUUGAGCCGAUUUUAGACCAUUGUUUUCAUUUGUAACGCGUCACCUAGCAACGAGGCACGUGUUUGUUUAGACAGGUGUCCUGCAAAAUAAACGGAUUUCUCCUCAUGAAGCUCAGCCUCACUCACAAGUUGAGAUCUUUAGUUAAUUUUGAUUAACUAAAUAUAUACCUAAACUGAAAAGUGUUAUUAUAUUAAUGCCAUUUUAUUGACUUGUUAUUGCUUUCUAGCACAGUAUUUUCACAUGAUUACUGCAGCACAAUUAUUAUUUUUUACAAAUUCAACUCACACCUAAUUUUAUAGCCUCAACU